CAAGUGUCAAACCAAAAAUGUCAUGUUAGAAAAUUAUGAAAAAUAAAGUUCUAACCUUUAACUAUGAAGUUUCAACAUAUUAUAUUAAAAUAACAUUGAUUUAAUUUAUAAAAUAUUAUGUAAUAGAUAAGUUUACACUGCAACUAAUAAAUACUAUUGCCACCUAAGAUGGGUGCUUUAGUUUCAAGAGCGUUACGGCCUAUAAAGUCAUUCAAUAUAGAAAAUAGGGCUCACCGGGUGAUAUCAAAAGAAAAACCUCAAGUUGCACCAAGCUAUCCUUCUACAGUCGAAGAUUUACAAAGAGUACAAGAAGCUGUUCCAGAUAUUGAUAAAAAAUUAGAGUCAAAAGACUCGCAUCUCGACGAAAGACUAAAAAAUGUUUAUGUAACUUCUAUGGGUACACCCGAAGAUGACAUUACACGGAAGAAGCAAGAUGAAAACCCUAAUCGACCUCUACCUCAAGAUAGAAAUGCUUUACAAGAUUUCGAUUUUGGUUUUAAAGAACCAGAGAGAGUACCCUAUGGACGUACUACGUUACGUCAAGCAAUAGAAUAUAUUACUUCACAUCAAAUGAAUCCUGAAGAGGCCACAGCAGCCAAAAUAGCAUAUGAAUAUAAACUUAAAGAAUCUGAUGUUGAAAACAUUCUUAAACAUUUUAAAACAUAUGAAGUAUAUGUUCCUGAAACUAAAGAUAGUAAAGCAGUGAUUGCUGGGCCAACAACUAAUAGACGGAAAUUAAUGGAACAGUCAGUUGGAAAAAUUGAAGCAAAGAAAGAUUUAAAUCUAGAUAAGCAAAACGUGAAAACUGCUUCAUAAGACUCUGGCUUAACUGCAUCAUAAUUUUAUGUAAAGAGCAAUUUAGUUUGGUAUUAUCCGAAUUUUCUUAAAAUAAAAAGGAAAAGUUUUUGCUACAUCUCACACUUUUAGCCAGUUCUAUAUAUUCUGAAAUUUGAUAUCAGGUGGGUUUAGAAUAUUCAUUGUCUAUUUUCUAGUACAAAACUAAUAUUUAAUUUGCCUUAGAAUUCUGGCACAAAGUCGUUAUAUUAGAACAAGUUUGAAUUUUUAGUUGUUAAUAUGUUAGGUUAUUGAUAUGUGAUGUAGAAUGGUUAGAUGAAUUAAUAAAGCAUAUUUUAUUGUUAA
Messenger RNA from Pieris napi, 1140 nucleotides. RefSeq names its product protein NDUFAF4 homolog. Gene Ontology annotation, cellular component: mitochondrion. The transcript has a single exon. The record is from RefSeq and is a predicted model, not a curated record. The coding region runs from base 169 to 816 and encodes 215 amino acids. Gene Ontology annotation, biological process: mitochondrial respiratory chain complex I assembly. Lineage: Eukaryota; Metazoa; Arthropoda; Insecta; Lepidoptera; Pieridae.